Molecule: messenger RNA, 4318 nt
Organism: Cololabis saira (Pacific saury)
Lineage: Eukaryota; Metazoa; Chordata; Actinopteri; Beloniformes; Belonidae
Gene: b3gnt2l
Product: UDP-GlcNAc:betaGal beta-1,3-N-acetylglucosaminyltransferase 2, like
Exons: 2
Coding region: 316-1542 (408 amino acids)
Cellular component (GO): membrane
Molecular function (GO): protein N-acetylglucosaminyltransferase activity
Source: RefSeq, a predicted model, not a curated record
UAUCACCUGAGCUCUCAGUCAGGUCUGGACCUGCAUGUUGGCUCACUCCUCCACCGGCUGCUCUUCAGGGAACUUUAUCAUGCAGGUAGUUUCACCUGCAGACCCGCUGGGAGGACCUGAACAUCUGACAAAUCUGCCUUUUUAUUCUCCUGUUUUGGACGGGGGCCAUCACCUGCUUAAUUAAUCCUCGUGCGGCGUCACCUCCGCCUGGCAGGAGCUGCAACCUGAUAACAUCACAUCACAGUUGUUUCCCUUGAAAGAUGAUCCACUUUUAGAACAAACCAGCCCACAGCUUUGUUUACCUACCUGGAGCCAAUGAGGCGUUUUCAGACCUACAGCGCCAUGGCCGUCAUCGCCACCCUGUUCCUGCUCCUGUUCUACUCCAACCUGCACCUGGACACGACCAACGCCGUCCAGUCUGGUGACAGAGCUGCCACGACUCCCGUCAAGCAGAAGUCCAUCCCCUCAACGACCCCAGUGCACUACAACAUAACCAUUUCUAAAGAACUGAGAGAGUUGAUCCCUCAGAACGGAGCCUAUUGGAACCGCCUGUUGCACGCGUUCAUAAAGAAAUCUGACAAAGACACGGAUUUCUUUAGAAACAGGUACAAGUGGUCCGGCUGCGCGGACAGUCAGGGGUCCCUGCGCCUCAACAUUCACGACUUUAACUCCUACUCCGCCAUCCUGCAGUCUUUCUUGCAGCACAUGAACUGUAAGUCCCCUCCCAUCUUGAUAGAUCAACCUGAGAUGUGCGUCUCCGCUGGCAACGGACAGAACCUCCUGCUUUUCGCCAUCAAAUCCACCCCUGGAAACUUUAAGGAGAGACAGGCGGUGCGAGAGACGUGGGGGAAAAACAAGACGUAUGGCAAUGGGCCGGCGGUGCGGACGGUGUUCCUCCUGGGCAGCGCCUCACCUGACGACCCGGACCUCAGCGCGCUGCUGUCAGUCGAAGCCGAACACUUCAGGGACAUCCUGCAGUGGGAUUUUUACGAUAGCUUCCUCAACCUGAGCCUCAAAAUGGACUCAUUACUCCACUGGACACUAAAAAACUGUCCCCAGGUCUCCUUUGUUUUCAGCGGGGAUGAUGACGUUUUUGUCAACACGCCUGCGUUGAUCAGCUACGUCAAGUCUCUGGAGGCUUCUAAAGCGUCCGAAUUGUACGUGGGGCACGUCAUUAGCCAGGCUAGCCCCCUCAGGGACCCGAGGAGUAAGUACUACAUCCCGCUGAGCUUCUACGACGGCCCGUAUCCCGCCUACGCCGGUGGAGGAGGCUUUCUGUUCUCCGGAGCGCUGCUGCACCCCCUGUACCUGGUUUCACACGUCAUCCCCUUCUUCCCCAUCGAUGACGUUUACUUUGCGAUGUGCGCUAAAGCUCUGGGAGUUUCAGCUGAAGCACAUUCGAGAUUUCAGACCUUUGACAUCAAGGAGCAAGAUCGAGAGAACGUGUGCAUACACAAAGAUUAUCUUCUGAUUCACCGGCGCACCCCUCAGCAGAUUAUACGACUGUGGAAAGGCAUCAACAACCCCUUACUGACGUGCUGAACCUGAGCCGGGACUAACGUGGGCUGCAGGACUUGUAAAUAUAAUAAAUUGUUACUAGGGUUGUUUUUUCUUUUGUAAAUAAUGUUUUUAAAUGUGACUUCAUGUCUGUGGGAAGAUGUUUAAAGUUUGACUUCCAAAUGAACAUUUUGCAUUGUUGUUUCCCUUUUUUUUGAUAAUUCCAGCUAAGGGGAAGUCAGUAUUUAAAUGUCAUUUAACAAGAACAACAAAAAAGAGAGAGAAACAGUCUACAGUUUAUUUUCAAUAAAAGUCAGAGGUUAACGGAUGUACAGUUUUAGCAUUUAUUACUGUGUGUAACAACAUAUCAGUAAACCAACCCAUCUAAAACUGGGGUGUGUAUUGGAUACUACAAAGCACUUGAUUAGAAAAGUUCAACUCGGCGGCAAACACAGAAAAAGGUUAAAGCACGGGUGUGAUGACAGUAAAACCCCGUCGUCCAGCCUGGGGAAGACAGUUACAGCAGGGGAACAAACUUCUGGUUCCUCGUGAUUGAUUUGCAUGUAUAUUUUGAAGAACUCGUUAAAAACAACACGGGAGAUGCUGGAAAUAACAAAUGAAUGUUGCAUUUACUUGAAUUUAAGGCACCAAAACCCCACAGAAAUGAAGUACUUUGAAAGCUCUUGUGCAGAACGUCCAAACUGUUGCAUGAGUACAGUGUGUGGUGGGUAGCAGCAUGUCCCAGCUAGUCCUUACUUACUUUCGUUUUUGUUCGACAAACCGCAGCUUCUCCCAUCACUCGCCGCUGCCGCGCUCCGGUUACUUGUCGUACAGGUCGAGUGGGUAGUGCUCUUUGUACUGCUGGACGUGCCUCCACAGGGAUUCCUUCUGCUUGUCCAGGCCGGGCGUCAUCUCCUCGUACACGUCGGUGAACAUCAGGUCGGGGUUGGGCUUCAGGCGUCUCUCGGCCUUCUCGAACGCCUCCAUCACCGUCUUGCGGGAUUGCUUGCGCCAGCUCCUCUCGUCGUCCUCGCUCCACCAGCCGCGGACCGUCAUGUAAUGUCUCAGCCUGGAGAUGGGAUGGUCCUGCUUGUCCCAGUAGUUCACCUCGUCCACAGAGCGGUACGCGGAGCUGUCGUCACUAGUGCUGUGGUGGCCGACCCUGAGAGAGAAAACAACAAUAACAAUCUUAAGAAGACUUUAAUAUUUGAAACAUACAGGACAGGAAGAUUUCCUACAAAGAACCCUUUCAUUUUUUAUUACUAACACUACUUUUUUCAGGAGCUUAUCACGACAAAUGUCAUCUCAAAUCACUUCAAGAACAGUCAUUCCAGAUUAGACCAAUUAGUACGAAGCCAAUAAAAAUAUUAGCUACAGAAACCACCAGAUUACAAAAAAAACCUUUCUUUGACACAAUCCUCCGUCCUGAGCAAGCACCAGGAAGAAAUCUCUGGCAUAACGGCUUUUCACAUAAAGAUCUUUUACAUUUGUGCGCAUCGAUUUGAGAUAGUUUCGUGGUGGUGCCACCCCACAAACAAACAAACAAGAAAAAAAGAUAUUGCUGCAAAUUUAAAUACCCAAAUUAUGACUCGCCCACCUGCAAACAUUUUGAAUCACGCACAUUUUGUUUCUAAUUUAAAGGGGUCAUCGGAUGCAAAAUUCACUUUUGUUGUCGUUUUGUAACAAUGUGUUGAACGUGAAUGCACACAUCCAUCCUAUAAUUUAUUUACUUUUUUAAUUACUAUUAGGAAAUCUCCGUUCUGAAAUCAGGCUGUUCUGAGCGAGCCAUCAACCUGGUCCGCCAUUGUUUCAACGCCUGUCUCCAGAGCAGGAUGUCAAGCGAUUGAGGUGUUCUGUUCGUGGAUGCUAUAAUGAACACCACGGUCAUCUAAUACUUCCUGAGAUUUGAGCCACUGAAAACGUGGAGUGGUAUGCCUUUUCAAAAAUGUCAAAUAGUUUGAAAUCUGCACUUUCAAGACGAGUUGUGCCGCGACCCCAGCGAGGCUGCGUCCCACUGCUACUCUAUUUUAAAUUGGUCAUGUGAUUUGGAUGCGCAGGUGCAUCCGUGGACUCCAGAGGGUUAAUACCUUGCUCAGUACGCUGCGCUGCCAGUACAUAAAAAGAUAAAGUGAAAUUAAUUCAACCAAACAUUCAGAAACGUCCAGUCUUAAUUGCUGAACUUCUUCUUAGUCCGAUUCACAUCGACACGGCUAUGUCCUCAGAGCCUCCUGCUGCCAAACUUUCCAUAAACUAAAUCCUCAACGGUUGUCAAGGCAACACUCCACACGUGUUGUGUUUAAAUGCCACAAGGGUGCACAGAAAAAUUAACCAAAACAGGCUGAUUUAUGAGGAGCUGAUUUUGACAAGGUAAAAAAAGUUUUUUUGUUUUUUUCUAACACUAUCAGCAAGAAUUUUUAAUCAAAGUAUAUUAGUGAGUUUUCAUUAAGACCCUAAAGAAUCAUGUGGACUUAUGGUAAAUGGGCUUCCGAUGACUCCUUUAACAUGAAAAAUUGAACAUUUUAUCUUGUUUUUACCUCACAAUUUCCUCACAAAGUUGAGACUGAGACAUUUACCCGCCACAACACAAACUUUUACAAAUCCUUAUUGUACUUAUGCGUUGUUUCAUUUCAAAUUCAUACGCAAACUCAAAACUGAUCAUACGAUUAUUUUAUAAAAAGGAGUUGCUGCUGAAUAUCCUGAAAUUUUCACAGAUGUGGAGGUUUUAACUUAUAAAACUUGUACUUGGUCAAAAGUUAAAACAAAACGCACUUCAGGAUUCUUUCUCUGCAUUUACUUCCUCUGGUAUUUUUUAUUGUUAAAU